AUGGCCGACACCGGAAUAUAUGAAGAGGACUAUGAUUCCGACUCCUCCGCCCUUGGGGUUGACUCGGACGUCGAGUCGAAUUUCGCUGAUUCGCCAGCAGACGGCUAUUUUUCAGAAAGACCGCAUCCAAGGGAGACAUUCGUAGAGAACUCUUCAAUAUCAGCCGCUGCGGACGCAAAGGCAAGGGAAAGGGCGGAAGAACGAUUGAGCUUGCCAAGCUCUCCGACAAGAUCAGUAGAAUGGGCUGAAGCAGAAACACCAUCUGCAAACCAAGAAGAUGCGCCUCCAGACUAUGAAUCCGCAAUUUCCAGUCGUCCGUCAACGCAGAGCCACCAGCCGUUUGGUCAAAGUCAACAACCCAAUUCACAAAGGCAAACCAGUGUCGAUCCGACAAAUCUGCAUGGGAACUCGCAAUUGGGACGACCUCCAGAACAACCUUUGUCAAGCACUGCAGCGGAUCAGCCACUAUUCGCAGCAACCAGCGUGCCUGUGAGCGCACAGAUCGUAACUUUGGGACGCUCCGCAGGCCCUGAGCAUUUCUCAGAUCAUGGCCCACAAAGCAUGAGAGACGCUGAUGUGCCACCCUUGGAUGAGGAGAGUGGCCUGCUCACCGGACUCAAAAGCAAAAAGAAGCAGAGAAGAUGGCGCUUGGGUUGUUGCAAGUCCAUGUCAAUAUGCAACAUCAUCCUUUUUGUGGCGAUUGUCAUCCUGGUCAUCAUAAUCAUGGGCGCCGCUGACGAUAGGAGUGAAUCAGGCAAGCCUGACAAUCCACACGAAGGCAACGGCGGCGAGGAUAAAUCACCCAAGAACCCAGUCAUCCCACCAAAAGAUCCGGCAACCAUGCCAUCGCCCCCAUCGACGCGGCAGUGUCCAUACGGCGAAUACAGCGAGAUGAAAACGUACGACUUUGAAAACCCACAGAACUUCUCAUUCGUUGAGCUCAUAGAAAGCUCGACUUGGGUAUCGAACAACAUCCAUGGCAAGAUUACCGUACAACCAGCGCAAGAGGAGCAAGGGGUUGACAUUCGACUGUGGGUGAACUAUGCCACAACCAGUCCUUGGAAGGUUGUGGAUUCGGACUAUGUCAAGACAGAAGACUCUUUCGUCUUACAGCUACCGAUCAUGGAGAAGGCAGAAGGUGGCGACUCCAGGAAGCCUUGCCUGUGGGUGAACGUCAGGGUUGACGUUCGCCCAGGAGUUGUGCUGGAUGCUUGGGAACUGUCGACGGGAAACCUGGAAAUCCAGGUUGAAGACGGUCUUUUCAAUCGAAAGGACGGCGAAGAAGAACUCGCGGCUUUGCAAGUGACAGGACCGUCGAUCUUCAACGCUAUUCGAGGCGCUGUGCACGUCGACUACUGGUCUUCUCGAGAGACUGAAAUCUCGACGAUCUCUGGCUCGAUUAAGGGCACCUUCGCGCUGCUAGACCUCCUGUCCGUCCAGUCACAGUCGGGAUCCAUCAAUAUAAAUGUCGACCCGAGGAAGGCAGACGAGAAGAACCCGCGACCAGCUGAAUUCAUCGCAAAGUCCAAUUCCGGGACUGUCAAGGCCUAUUUCCCUCAGAAGGGCAACAUCCCCGAGAGACAGUAUUCCAGUCGUGUCGAGACGACGUCUGCUUCUAUCUCCGGCGAAUUCAUCCUGGGUGAACUGACCUCUAUCCACUCAACCUCCGGCACAAUCAACGCCCAACUCCUUCCCUUCUUCGACCGCAAACAGCGCUCGACCAUGCACACCGACACCCGUUCCGGAUCCACUCAUCUCCGGGUCCUGCAGCCUUACUAUCCUGGCGAGGGUUGGACCGAGAACCACACCACGCACAAAUCCACAUCGACGAGCGGCUCGAUCGAUAUUCUCUACCCCGACGAGUGGUCGGGCAUGAUCGACGAGCAGAGCACGAGUGGUAGUCUGAGUGUGAAGGGCAAGGGGGUGCGGGUUAUCUCGGAUGGAGGAUAUUCGCCUGUCGAGAGACAUCUCAUAGCACAGAAGGGGUAUGGUGGUGGGGAAAUUGGGGUUAAGACUACGAGUGGGAGUGUCAAGGUGAGGUUUGGUGAUGAGUGA
Molecule: messenger RNA, 2055 nt
Organism: Zasmidium cellare ATCC 36951
Lineage: Eukaryota; Fungi; Ascomycota; Dothideomycetes; Mycosphaerellales; Mycosphaerellaceae
Exons: 2
Coding region: 1-2055 (684 amino acids)
Source: RefSeq, a predicted model, not a curated record